AUGUCGUUCAGUUGCCCUAUGUGCAGGAAGGCCUUCAGCAAUUCCUCGGCCCUGCUGAGGCACCAGUCCAUCCACACCAGGGAGAAGCCGUUCUCCUUCCCCGAAUGUGGGAAGGUCUUUACCCGCUCCACCACACUGCUGAAGCACCAGCUGGUCCACACGGGGGAGUGGGGGUUGGGGAGGCCAUUCUGCUGCCCUAAGUGCGGGAAGGCCUUCCGCAAUUCCUCCUCCCUGCUGAAGCACCAAUGUGCCCACACCGGGGAGAUGCCCUUCAGUUUGCCCGAGUGUGGGAAGAGGUUCAUGUUUUCCUACAACUUGUGGAAGCACCAGCGGGGGCACCAGAGCUCCCAGCAAUCAGAUCCUACCAGUGUCGCUGCCUUCGGUCACCCCCCAGGACUGAACCUCCUGCCU
Chiloscyllium plagiosum (whitespotted bambooshark) is the source of this 411-nucleotide messenger RNA. Lineage: Eukaryota; Metazoa; Chordata; Chondrichthyes; Orectolobiformes; Hemiscylliidae. The record is from RefSeq and is a predicted model, not a curated record.